Saccostrea cuccullata (small rock oyster) is the source of this 3801-nucleotide messenger RNA. RefSeq lists its product as uncharacterized. Gene Ontology annotation, molecular function: nucleic acid binding. NCBI's taxonomy places the organism in Eukaryota, Metazoa, Mollusca, Bivalvia, Ostreida, Ostreidae. Bases 1 to 3801 code for a protein of 1266 amino acids. Gene Ontology annotation, biological process: DNA integration. The transcript has 5 exons. The record is from RefSeq and is a predicted model, not a curated record.
AUGAGUGUUAGAGACCCCAAGAAACUGUUUGACUUAGCCGAUCUUUUGAGUGAAAUUGAGUCUGUCGAGGAGAACCCCAUGUACAGCACAUUGUUAUCUUACUUCGACACCUCAGCUGGAAUAAACCCAAUGAUAAACAAACUCCCAGCUAACCUUCAGGAGAAGUGGGUUACAACAGCAGUAAGGUACAAAAAGACUCAUGGUGUUGUAUUUCCCCCAUUCAGCCAUUUUGUGCAAUUUAUUCACGAGUUAGCACAGGUCAAGAAUGAUCCUAGCUUCCACUAUGAAACUUCACAGACUUACACAGCCGCUAAUCGAGAACAGCAAAAAGUGAGAUACAAGGAACCCGUGCACAACACCGUGAUCACAAACAAAACUGACAUUACUCAAGGACUGCAUGAGGAGACAACUCCGAACCCGAAGCCAAGUAGCAUGGUUUCUCAUGGAUGGAGGAAGCAUGGCGUGGAAGGACCAGAACUUACAGACAAUGCUCAAAUUCAUACUCAACAACCCGUCAUGUCAAAGUGUACUCAGAUUUGCAGAAGAGCAUCCGAAUACACAGUUGAGUCCUUGGACGGCACAGCUAUACUUCAACUACCCACACUCAUCGAAUGUAACGAAAUUCCAGAUAAUAAAAACGAAAUACCGACACCGGAAGUGGCCCGAUGCUACUCACAUCUUCAAGAUAUAGCAGAGCUGAUACCACCAGUGAAUGACAGUGCAAAGACACUUCUUUUAUUGGGACGAGAUAUCAUCAGUGUUCACCAUGUGCAAGACCAGCGCAUUGGCAACUCUAGCUCUCCAUAUGGACAAAAACUUAACCUUGGAUGGGUCAUCAUAGGAGAAACGUGUAUCGGAAGAGCUCAUAAAAGUGACCAAGUGAAUGUGAACAAAACUUUCAUACUUCAUGAUGGACAACCUAGUCUACACCAUCCGUGUGUAAACAAUAUUCACAUUAGAGAAAGUAAUCUUGACUCGUUGUUUUGUGAACCAGACAGUCGUUUAUUAAUUAAAACAAAGGAUGACAACAAAUCAGGGAAGUCAACUGAAGAUCGACAAUUCGAAACUAUCAUGGCAGCUGGAAUGGUGAAAAAUGAACAGGGAAAUUGGGAGGCACCAUUACCAUUUAAACCAAACAGACCACCCCUACCAAACAAUAAAGAACUAGCAAUGAAGAGGGCAAAAUCUCUUGAAAUCAGCCUUAUCAAGGAUGAAACAAAGCGAGAACACUUUCUUACGUUUAUGUCAAAUAUACUGGACAAAGGCUUUGCAAAAGAAGUACCCAAACUACCUGACUCAGAAGAAUGCUGGUACCUGCCCAUUUUCAGCGUAUAUCAUCCGAAAAAGCCAGCACAAAUCCGAGUGGUCUUCGACUCAUCAGCCCAGUGUCAAGGCCUAUCAUUAAACCAGGCGUUACUUACUGGACCUAACCUGACCAAUGAUCUUCUUGGAAUUUUUUUACGUUUUCGUCAAGGAUCAGUAGCAGUGACAGUUGACAUUCAGCAAAUGUUUUACGGAUUCUAUGUUCGACCAGAUCACCGCAAGUAUUUGCACUUCUUUUGGUAUAAGGAAAACGACAUGAACAAGGGCCUAGUGGAGUACCAGAUGAAGGUACAUGUGUUCGGCAACACAACUUCACCUGCAGUUGCAACCUAUGCACUCAGAAAGACAGUGGAAGAAAGUGACUGUGAUGUGAAAAACUUUGUAGUGAAAAACUUUUACGUGGACGACGGUUUGUUUUCAAAUCAAACAGUUCAGGAAGCAGCAGAUUUGAUAAAGAGAACUCAGAAGGAUUUGGCAGAAAAGGGAAACCUGAAACUUCAUAAGAUCGCUUCCAACAGUUUGGAACUAAUGAAUCACUUCCCUAACCAAGACCUCUCAAAGGAAAUUCAAGAUCUCAAUUUCACAGAAGAGUACUUACCACUUCAUCAGAGCCUUGGACUAACAUGGAACUUACAAACUGACAGUUUUAUGUUCAAUAUACCUUUAGAGACAAAACCGUUUACAAAACGAGACUCAUUGAAGGAUGUUAAGAUUCAGAGAAGCUACACUUCUCAGUUACCUGAAGCUACCAAAACAGAAGUUCACAUAUUUUCCGACGCCUCGGAAAAGGCUAUUGGAGCUGUCGCCUAUUUGAAAACCUAUUUCUCAGACAACAGAGUGAAUAUUGGAUUCUUGUUGGGAAAGGCGAAGUUAGCUCCCUUGAAUGGACAUUCUCUACCCAGACUGGAGUUAUGCACAGCUGUGAUGGCUGUGGAAAUUUCUGAAACUGUUCAAGAAUCCCUUGAUAUUAGACCAGACAGUGUAGAGUAUUACACAGAUAGCCAAGUGGUUCUAGGCGACAUCAACAAUACCACCAGACGCUUCUACACGUACGUCUCAAAUCGAGUGGACCAAAUUAGGAGUCUCUCAACCCCAUCUGAUUGGAGUUACGUGAACACUAAACAUAACCCAGCCGACCUAGCUACACGCUCAGUUCCCUCAUCUAAACUUCAAGACAGUAUGUGGUUAAAUGGACCAAAGUUCUUACAGAACAGUGAGGAACAUUUUCAAUUCACAAAGUUUGGAAGCUGGAUAUCCUUGGUGAGAGCCAUUGCUCGUCUGAAACAGUUCUUCAAGUCAUUCAAGGCAAGAAAAGAGAAGACUCACUCAUCUGAACCAAAGACACUUAAUCCUCAGAUCAUGAAGGAAGCAGAAACGUUCAUUGUCAAGGAAACGCAAAGAAAUUUCUACCCCGAAGACCUGGAUGCCUUGAGGAGAAAAUGUCAGAUUAACAAGAACAGUAACAUAAUACCACUUAAUCCAUUCCUAGACUGUGACGGAACUAUAAGAGUAGGAGGACGGUUGAAAAACGCUUACCUUCGUCAGAACGAGCUGCAUCCCAUUAUCUUACCCGGACGGUCUUAUGUGGCCAAACUGAUAGUCAUGUCAUGCCACGAGAAGGUUUUCCAUCAGGGGAGACAUAUAUCGGAAGGCGCUGUUCGGUCAAGUGGAUACUGGAUCACAGGAUGUAAACGAUUAGUAUCGUCACUCAUCUAUCAAUGCGUCACCUGCAGGAAGUUACAUGGGAAAGAGCAAAAUCAACUCAUGGCUGAUUUACCCAAAGAUCGUCUGAUGGUAGGAGCCCCCUUUUUGAACAUAGGCGUCGACGUUUUCGGACCUUGGCAAGUGGUUACGCGGAAAACUAGGGGCGGAAUCGUGUACAACAAACGCUGGGCAGCUUUAUUUACGUGUUUGGGUACCCGAGCUGUUCACAUAGAGGUAUUGGAGGAAAUGACCUCUUCUUUCAUUAACGCCUUGAAACGGUUCAUUGCCAUUAGGGGCAAUGUCAAGAUUAUUCGUUCAGACAGAGGAACCAAUUUUAUCGGGACAGUCAACACACUUCAUCUUAACUGCGUAAACGUUGAAGAUACAACAGCAAAAUCUUACCUGGAAGAAAAAGGGAUCACCUGGAUCUUCAACUCGCCACACUCUUCUCACAUGGGGGGAGUGUGGGAGCGUAUGAUAAAAACAGCUAGAAGGAUCUUAGAUGCUCUACUUUUGGAUUCUUCAACUAAAAACCUGACCCAUGAAGUCUUAGUAACCUUUCUGGCGGAAGUGUCGGCAAUUAUAAACUCAAGACCAAUCACAGUCAUUUCCACGGACCCAGAAAACCCUAUUAUCCUUUCUCCAGCUUUGUUACUGACACACAAAGAUGACAGUCACACAGCAACCCAGUUUGAGUCCGAUUCAAAAUUGGACAUGAAAGAUAUCUACAGAGCUCAGUGGAAACGUGUGCAGUGUUUAUCGGAACUGUUCUGA